CUCCGCCUCUAACAGUGUCCGGCUGAACGGGCAGGGCGGAGGUUUCAGUUUGGAAUUUCUAUUUCAGUCGACCGGAUAAAGACAAAUUGAAGAGUUUGGUUUAAAUGUUGAGUUUUCGUUGGAGUUUUACUUUUUUAAAGCCACAUCGCGGACUGUUUGUGGCUCGUUUGGAGGUUUGAAGUCGAAGGGAGGCGGCGCAGCGCUCGGCAGCCAUCUUUAGACCUGCCUGGGACCCCACUUACUUCCAAGGGUGGGGAUUUGAAUUUACAACUAUCUAUAAAUCUGUUUGAUGAACUCGACUGACAGUGUGAAGGAUCUCGAGGAUUUCGCGGAAUGAGCCACUUUAUUGGGAAUGCUUGCGGCAGGAGACUUUAGUUUUGCCAAACUGCGCUGAAAGCUGGCCUGUCACUGGAGGCUUUGAACACAUAUGAGACUACUGUCCUGCAGAUGAGCCAUCGGUGGGGGCUCUUAAGUCGCUGUCGCAGACCCAGAUAGUUACUGGCGGCAGCGGCAUUGCCCCCCCCCCUCCCCAACGCCACAUUAUGCCCAACAGCAGCCGGGCAGGGAGCGUGAAGGACCCUGAAAUUGCAGAACUCUUUUUCAAGGAUGACCCAGAGAAGCUCUUCACAGAUCUGCGUGAGAUCGGACAUGGCAGCUUUGGUGCAGUGUAUUUUGCACAGGAUGUGCGGACAAAUGAGGUGGUAGCCAUCAAGAAGAUGUCCUACAGCGGGAAGCAGUCCAGUGAGAAAUGGCAGGACAUAAUCAAGGAGGUGAAAUUCCUGCAGCGAGUACAACACCCAAACAGCAUCGAGUACAAAGGAUGUUACCUGCGAGAGCACACAGCCUGGUUAGUGAUGGAAUAUUGUCUUGGUUCUGCUUCAGAUUUAUUGGAAGUUCACAAGAAACCUUUACAAGAAGUGGAAAUUGCUGCAAUUACCCAUGGUGCUCUUCAAGGGCUGGCUUACCUUCACUCCCACAACAUGAUUCACCGAGAUAUCAAAGCAGGAAACAUCUUGCUGACAGAGCCAGGGCAGGUCAAACUGGCCGAUUUUGGUUCUGCUUCCAUUGCCUGUCCUGCCAAUUCCUUUGUCGGGACGCCAUACUGGAUGUCCCCUGAAGUAAUCUUGGCCAUGGAUGAGGGUCAGUAUGAUGGAAAGGUGGAUAUUUGGUCUUUGGGAAUAACCUGUAUUGAAUUAGCUGAGAGGAAGCCUCCACUGUUCAAUAUGAAUGCAAUGAGUGCCUUAUACCAUAUAGCACAAAAUGAGAGCCCAAUGCUGCAGUCAAGUGAAUGGACAGAUUAUUUCCGAAAUUUUGUAGAUUCUUGCCUUCAGAAGUUUCCCCAGGAUAGGCCAAACUCCGAGGAGCGUUUGAAGCAUGCAUUUGUUCAGCGUGAGCGACCAGAAUCAGUUCUAAUAGACCUGAUAAUGAGGACGAAAGAUGCCGUACGGGAGCUGGACAACUUACAGUAUCGUAAAAUGAAAAAGAUCUUAUUUCAGGAGGCCCGCAACGGCCCUACAGCAGAGGCGCAGGAUGAAGAUGAGGAGCCAGAACACAGUGUGAGUAGGACGGGUACAGUGAACAGUGUGGGCAGCAGCCAGUCCAUCCCCAGUAUGUCCAUCAGCGCCAGUUCUCAGAGCAGCUCAGUCAACAGUCUGACAGAUGCUGGUGAUGACAAGAGUGAGUUGGACAUGGAGGGCGGCCACACCGUAAUGUCCAACAGCUCCGUCAUACAUGUCAAACCGGAGGAACAGGUGAACCACGAAGAGGUGGACCCUCAUACCAGGCAGACUGAAACGCAGUCUCCCCCAGGCCAAACUCCACGGCCAAAACGGAACCGUGAACACUUUGCCACCAUACGCACAGCCUCUCUGGUCACUCGCCAGAUGAAGGAACAUGAGCAGGAUUCUGAGUUAAGGGAGCAGAUGUCAGGCUACAAGCGCAUGCGGAGGCAGCACCAGAAACAGCUGAUGGCUCUGGAAAACAAACUGAAGUCUGAGAUGGACGAACACCGACUGCGCCUGGACAAAGAACUGGAGAGUCAGAGGAAUAGCUUUGCACAGGAGCUGGAGAAACUGGUCAAGAAGCAUCAGGCAUCCAUGGAGAAAGAUGCGAAAAUAUUUAACAAUGAUGAAAAGAAAUUCCAGCAGCAUAUUCAGAGCCAGCAGAAGAAAGAACUCAAUAGUUUCCUCGAAUCACAGAAGCGAGAGUACAAACUCCGUAAGGAGCAACUUAAAGAGGAAUUGAAUGAAAACCAGUCAACACCCAAGAAGGAGAAGCAGGAGUGGCUAUCCAAGCAGAAAGAGAACUUCCAGCACUACCAGGCAGAGGAAGAGGCCAACCUGCAGCGCAGACAAAGGCAGUACUUGGAGCUGGAGUGCCGCAGGUUCAAGCGAAGGAUCUUGGUUGCCCGCCACAAUAUUGAACAGGACUUAGUGCGUGAGGAGCUCAACAAACGGCAGACCCAGAAGGACUUGGAACAUGCAAUGCUUCUGAGACACCACGAGUCCAUGCAAGACCGGGAGAUCCGCCAGCUCAACACCAUCCAAUUGACACGAGCAGAACUGAUCCGCCUGCAGCAUCAGACAGAGUUGACCAAUCAGCAGGAGUACAACAAAAGGAGAGACAGAGAACUUCGACGUAAACAUGUUAUGGAGCUUCGUCAACAACCAAAGAGCCUCAAGUCCAAAGAGGUCCAGAUCAAGAAGCAGUUCCAGGACACCUGUAAGAUUCAGACCAGACAGUACAAAGCACUGAGGAACCAUCUGCUGGAGACCACUCCAAAGUCUGAACACAAGGCCGUCCUGAAGCGCCUGAAACAGGAGCAGCACCGCAAACUGGCCAUCUUGGCAGAGCAGUAUGACCACUCUAUCAGUGAGAUGCUUUCCACUCAGGUGCUACGCCUGGAUGAAGCUCAGGAGUCUCAGUGCAAGAUCCUACGAAUGCAGCUGCUGCAAGAGCUAGAGCUUCUCAAUGCCUAUCAGAGCAAGAUCAAGAUGCAGACAGAAGCACAGCAAGAGCGCGAGAGGAAGGACUUGGAGCAGCGGGUGUCCCUCAGGAGGGCGUUACUGGAACAGAAGAUCGAAGAGGAGAUGAUGUCCCUACAGAACGAGCGCCUGGAGCGAAUUCGGAGUCUGCUGGAACGUCAAGCUCACGAGAUGGAAGCUUUUGACUCGGAGAGCAUGCGUCUGGGCUUCAGCAACAUGGUACUGUCGAGCUUCUCUCCAGAGGCCCAUGGGAACAGCUUUUCCGGCACUCCGGGAAGUUGGAGUCAACACCAGCAACAGCACCCAGCUGGCUCUCAGGGAGCGCAUUGGGGUAGUGUUGGUUCCAGGGUGGGGUCGAGUCACCAAAGCAGCCAUUCUUAUUACCACUCCAGCCACGGAGGGUCACCUAUGCAGCAAGUCUGGGGGCAAGACGGCCCUCAGCCGUGGGUCCAUCCAUCGGCGGGAGCGCUGGCCUCCCGCAAUAGUGCAGUUGUACAGAACAGCCCCCAAGCAGUGGGGAGGACAGCCACAGGAGGGCGCAGUGAGCAAGGCAUGAGCAGGAGUACCAGUGUCACCUCUCAGAUGUCUAACGGGUCACAUCUUUCAUUCACAUAGAUUGUCUAUCCACCCUGCAGCGUGAGCGUGGUGACGUAGAAUCUGCUACACUUUCCCUGCGACUCUCCUGUGUACAGACGUGUGAUUCAACAACUGUUGCUCAGGUCAAUAUGGCUGGAAGAGGUGCAGCGCCUCUUCACAGCAGUUUACCGGCACACAUGCAGAUCCUUUUAAGCAGUUUGAGUCUCAGUAUGUAAUACACUAUGUUUAUGGGUUUUUGUUUUUAAAGCAUCUACAGAAAUAUUGUCCGCAGUCCACCACCGCUGCUCUCAUCUUGCACCUGAAAUGGUCAAAAAGCCUUUGAUGUGCUUUAGCUGCAGUCCCAGUGUGAAAUAUAGGCACCCCUUAGCUUUACCUUCAGAAUUUAAGUUACAUUCAGAAAUCAAUGCAAAUAAACAAAUGCCAUAUCAUCAGAAUAUUUAAUAAUGUCCAAAGUUAGUAAACAAGAAAACAAUGCAGCCCUCUGGUGGGCUGUGAAGGUACUGUAGGUGGGUGGUGGGAAAUUAUUAAAAAUAAAUAAGUCCUUUCAUUUUAAAUUUUGUAAUAAAGCUUCAAACUACCCAAAAAUGUUUAAUUAAUUUUUAAAAAUAUAAUUAUUGAAACACAAACAUGAUAUUUAAAUGUCAAAGUUGUGAUUAAAGGUUUGGGUGGGCUGCAGAAUUCUUAAAUUUGGGAAUAGCUGAGUGAAUUAAAAAUAGAGGUAAGUGUAAAUGUGACAGUUUUUGAAUUUACAGAAAAUCAUCCCUUUCACAGCCAGCUUCCUUUUGACAAGUCUGAAUGGAUGCGUGAAGUUUUCCAAGUCACUGAAUGUGCCUUGGAAUUUAUCAGUCUGUAGGAAAUACCACCAGUAUGGAACUGUGUGGUAAACCUAUGUGGAGUAGGCAGACUUCAGAAAUUUACUGACGAGUGAAGGAAGCCGCCAAAACACCCUUGACAACUCUGAGUUAUUGGAUUGGGGAAACUGCCUAAAUCUGAGCUCCAGUUUGCCUGAAAACAAAUGGGAGACUUGCAUUUGAUUUUGCUUUUAAUGGUCCUCUUUGCUUAUCCAUCAUAAAUCUGUGUAAGUGGUGAUGCAACAGAGAAAAAGUGCACACUUCAUUCAGUCAUAUCACAGCCACAGAAGUCCAGAACUCUUUCUGAUGUGUCUUGGUGACUUCCCUCACUAUUCUCCUUGUUGAGUGCUCACUAAGUUUUUGAGAACUGCCUACUGUGUAGUGUUUUUUU
This is a messenger RNA of Thalassophryne amazonica, 4823 nucleotides long. RefSeq names its product TAO kinase 1a (gene taok1a). The record is from RefSeq and is a predicted model, not a curated record. Gene Ontology annotation, molecular function: protein kinase activity; ATP binding. Gene Ontology annotation, biological process: protein phosphorylation; execution phase of apoptosis. The transcript is spliced from 20 exons. Bases 543 to 3599 code for a protein of 1018 amino acids. NCBI's taxonomy places the organism in Eukaryota, Metazoa, Chordata, Actinopteri, Batrachoidiformes, Batrachoididae.